AUGACUGACGAGGGAUUUGCGAAGCCAUGGCUGGAGUUCGAAAAGGAAUUCGGCGAGCGUAUGCUCUUGGAGCCGCCACUCGCAAACAUGAAGCAGCAAUUUGUGGGGUACGGCGGCUUAAUGGCAUCGAAAUACACUUUUCCUGCGCCUGAUGCCUCGGUCAAAACAGAAGAUACCGCAACUGAUAAAGGGACAAAAGUCCGCAUAUAUACGCCUGAUGGCUACAUAGGAGGCCGGCCGGUUUGCAUGUAUUAUCACGGCGGAGGCUGGGCCAUGGGCGACAUCAACGGUGAAGAUGGGUUUAGCAGAGCCGUUACAAAGGCCGGUGGCAUUGUCGUUGUGUCUGUGGAGUACGGGCUUGCGCCUGAAAAUGCGCAUCCAGGGUUGAUGGAUGAAUGUUUCUACGCUUUGCAAUGGGCCUUGCAGCACUCGCAGCGACUGAACACCGCGCAAAGCAAGUUUCUCACUGCUGGAGUUUCGGCUGGGGGGCAGAUUGCGUUUGGAACGGCGCUGAGGGCUGUGGACGAGGGACUCGGAGAUCAACUUGUUGGUGUACUGGGUAUAAUACCUGCUACUGUGCAUCCAGAUGGGGUACCGGCCGAAUUGAAGGCGAGGUAUACGGCCAUGGAGAGAUACGACCGGCUCACUCUCAAUACGGCACGGGCAAUGAGAGAGUUUUGGGACGCCUUUGGAGCACCGCCAACUGAUCCGUAUGCUUCACCUCUUUUACAUCCGCGAAUCAAGGAUCUCAAGCGCGUGUAUAUGGCUGUUGCUGGACUUGAUACAUUGAGAGUUGAUGGUGUGUUGAUGAAGGAGAAGCUGGAUCAGGCAGGUGUACCCAAUCAAUUCGACAUGUAUGAAGGCUAUCCGCACUUCUUCAUGGCUUGGCCAUCGACAAAGCUGGAUGAGCCGAAGCAGCAGUUCUUCAGCAAAAUGGCAGAAGGAGUGAAAUUCUUGCUAGCCUAG
This is a messenger RNA of Exserohilum turcica Et28A, 966 nucleotides long. RefSeq lists its product as uncharacterized. The transcript has 4 exons. The record is from RefSeq and is a predicted model, not a curated record. Lineage: Eukaryota; Fungi; Ascomycota; Dothideomycetes; Pleosporales; Pleosporaceae. Gene Ontology annotation, molecular function: hydrolase activity. Bases 1 to 966 code for a protein of 321 amino acids.